Drosophila mauritiana is the source of this 3626-nucleotide messenger RNA. RefSeq names its product cell division cycle 5-like protein (gene Cdc5). Gene Ontology annotation, molecular function: RNA polymerase II transcription regulatory region sequence-specific DNA binding; DNA-binding transcription factor activity, RNA polymerase II-specific. Gene Ontology annotation, cellular component: spliceosomal complex; Prp19 complex. NCBI's taxonomy places the organism in Eukaryota, Metazoa, Arthropoda, Insecta, Diptera, Drosophilidae. Gene Ontology annotation, biological process: mRNA splicing, via spliceosome; regulation of transcription by RNA polymerase II. The coding region runs from base 107 to 2551 and encodes 814 amino acids. The record is from RefSeq and is a predicted model, not a curated record. The transcript has 4 exons.
AACCAUCGCUAGCGGCUACUGCAAAAAAAAGAGCGGAGUUUCGUGGACUCGAGUGAAAAUUGUGAAAAUCCAUUAUAUACGGCAGAAAGCAACAUAAGGUCCCAGAAUGCCGCGAAUAAUGAUCAAGGGCGGCGUGUGGCGCAACACGGAGGAUGAAAUCCUAAAAGCUGCGGUUAUGAAAUAUGGCAAGAACCAGUGGAGUCGUAUUGCCUCCCUCCUGCACAGGAAGUCCGCUAAGCAGUGCAAGGCCAGGUGGUACGAGUGGCUGGAUCCCAGCAUCAAGAAGACCGAGUGGUCCCGUGAGGAGGACGAGAAACUGCUCCACUUGGCCAAGCUGAUGCCGACGCAGUGGCGCACCAUAGCCCCGAUCAUCGGGCGGACGGCAGCCCAGUGCCUGGAGCGCUAUGAGUACUUGCUAGACCAAGCCCAACGCAAAGAGGAUGGCGAGGACACGAUGGACGAUCCUCGCAAGUUAAAGCCCGGAGAGAUUGACCCCAAUCCAGAGACCAAACCGGCGCGACCCGAUCCCAAGGACAUGGACGAGGACGAGCUGGAAAUGCUUUCCGAGGCACGCGCCCGCUUGGCCAACACGCAGGGCAAGAAAGCCAAGCGCAAGGCUCGCGAAAAGCAACUGGAGGAAGCCCGCCGCCUGGCCACUCUCCAAAAGCGGCGCGAGCUUCGUGCCGCCGGCAUUGGCAGCGGAAAUCGCAAGCGGAUCAAGGGAAUAGACUACAACGCCGAGAUUCCUUUCGAAAAGCGUCCUGCCCACGGAUUCUACGACACUUCCGAGGAGCACUUGCAGAAAAUUGAACCCGACUUCAACAAGAUGCGGCAGCAGGACCUAGAUGGAGAACUCCGCUCAGAGAAGGAGGAACGCGAACGCAAGCGGGACAAGCAGAAGCUGAAGCAGCGCAAGGAGAAUGAAGUGCCCACCGCAAUGCUGCAAAACAUGGAGCCCGAGCGAAAGCGCUCCAAACUAGUCCUGCCUACGCCGCAGAUUUCCGACAUGGAACUACAGCAGGUAGUCAAGCUGGGACGCGCCAGUGAGAUGGCAAAGGAAAUUGCCGGUGAGAGCGGCAUAGAGACGACGGAUGCUUUGCUAGCCGACUACUCCAUUACACCCCAGGUUGCAGCCACUCCACGUACUCCGGCUCCGUACACCGAUCGCAUCAUGCAGGAGGCGCAGAACAUGAUGGCCCUCACCCACACAGAGACGCCACUCAAAGGCGGCCUGAAUACACCACUGCACGAGUCAGACUUCUCCGGCGUGCUGCCCAAGGCGGCCUCCAUCGCCACGCCUAACACAGUGAUUGCCACGCCGUUUAGAACCCAACGCGAGGGCGGAGCAGCCACUCCCGGCGGAUUCCAAACGCCCUCCUCCGGUGCCCUAGUUCCCGUAAAGGGGUCAGGAGGGGCUACGGGUGCCGUCAACACACCUGCCUACGUGAGGGACAAGCUAAGCAUCAAUCCCGAGGAGAGUAUGGGCGUCACCGAGACCCCAGCACAUUACAAAAACUACCAAAAGCAACUAAAGUCUACACUGCGUGACGGACUCUCCACGCUGCCCGCUCCACGGAAUGACUACGAGAUCGUGGUGCCCGAGCAGGAGGAAAGCGAGCGCAUCGAGACCAGCUCAGAACCCGCCGUCGAGGAUCAGGCGGAUGUCGACGCCAGGUUAUUGGCGGAACAAGAGGCGCGCCGAAAGCGGGAGCUAGAGAAGCGCUCCCAGGUUAUCCAGCGUAGUCUUCCGCGACCCACUGAAGUGAACACCAAGAUUCUGCGACCGCAGUCCGAGAAACAGAAUCUUACGGAACAGCAGCAGGCCGAAGAACUGAUUAAACACGAAAUGAUCACCAUGCAGCUGUACGACUCGGUCAAGGAUCCCGUGCCCGGUCAGUCGCAGCACAAGUUGGAACAGCUACAAAGCUACUUUAAGGCCAAUCCCUACGAGGACAUCUCGCAGCAAGAGUUGGCGAAGGCCAAGCAAAUGCUCACCGAGGAAAUGGAAGUGGUGAAGGAGCGCAUGGCGCAUGGCGAACUGCCCCUAGACGUUUAUGCCCAGGUGUGGCAGGAGUGCCUCGGCCAGGUACUUUACCUACCCUCCCAACAUCGCUACACACGCGCCAAUCUGGCCAGCAAGAAGGAUCGAUUAGAGUCUGCCGAGAAACGGCUGGAGACAAAUCGCCGCCACAUGGCCAAGGAAGCCAAGCGCUGCGGCAAGAUCGAGAAAAAGUUGAAGAUUCUCACCGGCGGCUACCAGGCGCGUGCCCAGGUGCUGAUUAAGCAGCUUCAGGACACGUACGGCCAGAUUGAGCAGAACUCUGUCUCACUCUCGACAUUCCGCUUUUUGGGCGAACAGGAGGCCAUCGCUGUGCCGCGGCGCCUGGAAUCGCUGCAAGAGGACGUGCGUCGCCAGAUGGACCGCGAGAAGGAGCUGCAACAAAAGUACGCUAGCUUAGUAGAGGAGCGCGAUUCGCUUUACUCACAAAUCGAACAUAUAACUGGCGUUAGGCCCACGGCCCAGCAACUCCUGCCCGACCAGGAAGCGUAAACCUUCUUUUGGAACCUAAGUCCGCUCUAAUUUAAUUACAAUAAUUACAUGCCAGCAAACAGUUAUCACCAUAUCCUGCCCGAUCCAUAGUCCUCGCUAGCGGCCGUACUUCUGGUAGACCCACUCCUUGUUGUCCAGCGGACAGACCAGGCGCGUUUUCAACCAGCGCGCGAUGCAGUGGUAAUGGAAAGCGUGGUUGCACUCGCCCCAAGCCACAGUGCACUCGUCUUGGUUUGCAUUCGGGUCCGCCUGGCACUCGAUGCACAGGUUCAUGAUGUGGUUACGGCAGAUGGCACAGUUGUCCACUGCUACGUCCCAUCCCCACAUGGCGUGCGCAACCCACUUCUUCACCACAAAGCGCUCCGUCCUGGCUUGGCCAGCUCCUCCACUACAGGAUGGCUCUUCGUCAUUGAAGUCCAUGUCGUGGAAGUCCUCCGUCUCCUCAACCUCCAUCUCCUCGGCCAUGGUGUGAAAUUACGAAAUUUUUUUCUUUUUCUAAAUAAUUGUCGACUCGUAUUCGAAUUUGAUUUGAACUAUUUAGAACUCAAUAUGUCUCUGGCUUGACAGUUAUAAAACCAAAACCGAUUUAUCUACGAAAUCACAACGGCGAAUAAUUUUAAAAAUAAAUGCAGAGAAUGUUCAUAAAAAAAAUAAAACCUUGUGAUCAUAUUAAGUGGGGCUCAUGAAAGCUUAUCAUCGGUAAACCACUUUUUAAUCCCAAAAUUUAGACAAUUUUUUUAAACAAGAAUAUCAGAAUCGGAUACCAGUAAGUCAGAUAGUGGAAGUUCGAUAGAGAAAUUUCAAAAUUCUCUUGGCAUAUCGAUAGAAAUUUGUAUUCCUUUUAACGAGUUUAAUAUACCCCUCUAUGAGUAAUGGGUAUAAAAAAGUUUAUUUUAGAAUGCCUUUCUUAAACAAUAUAGCUGUUUCCCACACUCGAAUGUCAAUAUUAUUAUUAUUUUUAUUAUUAUUAGGAAGAUACUAGCUUCAAGCUGGUAAAUCAACGGCACUACUAACGGGAACUCGUGGCUUAGGCUUAGCGAAUAUCAAAUAAAUUCUUUACACGGUCUUCUCAGUU